AGCGGGGACGGCCUGGGCCCGGCGGUCUCCGAGAUGUCCCGAUGGCUGACCCCAUGGUCCAACUGUGUCAAAGAGCGGAUCUGCCGCUACCUGCUGCAGUAUUACUUGGGUCCGUACUUCCAGGAGCGCCUCAGCCUGGAGCAGCUCAGUCUAGACCUGUACAAGGGCAGCCUGGCCCUGCGGGACAUACACCUGGAGCCCUGGUACGUGAACUGUCGAAUGGAGCCCCUGCAGCUGCCCCUGGAGCUCGCGGAGGGCUUCGUGAGCUCCAUCGAGGUGGAGGUGCCCUGGGCCUCGCUGCUUACCGACCACUGCACUGUGCACGUGUCCGGCCUCCAGCUCCUGCUGCAGCCCCGCCAGGGCCCAGGCCUGGGACACGUGCCGGCCUGCAUGACCAGCAGCCUGGAGAUGGCGCAGGAGUGCCUGCGGGAGGGGGUGCCCGAUGCCUCAGAGUCGCCAGAGCCCCUGGACGGGCUGGAAGUGUUUGCCCAGACCAUCGACUCUGUGCUGCAGAGGAUCAAGGUGGUCAUCGCAGACUGUGUGGUGAGGGUGGAGCACACGCUGGAGGCCCCAGAGCGCAGCCUGGCACUGGAGGUCCAUGUUCAGAGGCUGGAGUACUAUGACGAAUCCUUGCUGGACCCCAAGCAGGCGCCCUCAGUGGACGUGCGCCCACCGCCCGCCUUCCUCCACAAGCGGCUCCUCAUGGCGGGGGUCCGCCUGUGGUUCGAGCUGCUGUCCUCACAGGGGGUGCCCCCACAGCCCCUCUUGCAGAUCGGCAGCUGCUCGGGGUACAUUGAGCUGGCGGUGAAGCUGAAGAAAAAGGAGGCUUUGCCGGGCCCCAAGCUGGAGGUGACCGGACAGUUGGGUUCCCUGCACCUGCUCCUGACCCCACAGCAGCUCCAGCAGCUUCUCGACCUGCUGGCUGACCUGGGCCUCGCAGACUCCGAGGGCCUGGCGGACAAGAGAAACAAGAGCCGCCCACUGGGCGUGGAGGACAUGUGGCUGAUCGAGCAGGACCUGAACCAGCAGCUGCAGGCGGGGGCCGAGCCUGAGGCUGAGCCCCUCAGCCUGGACCCCCUGGUCAACCUGGACAGCAGUGAUCUGUUCUUCUCCAUGACCGCCGGCCUGACCAGCAGCAUCACCUCCACCGUCUCCGAGCUCUCGCUGUCCGAAGUGGACCUGAGCUCCUCCGUGCACAGCGGGCCCGGCCCCCGCCGCCUCUCGCAGGCCCGCCCAGCCGGCAAGUUGGCCCCCACGCCCCUCCCAGACACGCUGCGCCCCGACUCGCUGCUGAAGAUUACCCUGGGGGGCGUCACGCUGACCUUGCUGCACACCUUUGCCCCGGACGCCCCGCCCCCCAACCUCAUCGCCUGCUUCUUUGCCGAGUUCGAUGCCACCAAGGACGGGCCCUUUGGCACUCGAGAUUUCCACCACCUCCGGUCCCGCUUCCAGAAGGCCUGUCCCCACAGCCAUGUCCGGCUCACAGGCACCGCCAUGCAGCUGAACUGGGAGCUUCGGACGGGCGCCCAGGGCCAGCGCGCCACCAGCACGGAGGUCCGCUUCGGGCAGCUGGAGGUGCUAGAGUGCCUGUGGCCCCGCGCCACCUUGGAGCCUGAGUACACAGAGGUUCUGAGCUUCCCCGGCAGCCUGGGCUCCCAGGUCUCCGCCCAGCCUUGUGCCCGCCUGCGUCACACACAGACCCUGCGACGAGCCUCUAAGAGCCGGCAUCGGCGGCAGGCCACGUGCCACUGCCACUCAGAGGUGGUCUUGGAGCUGGCCGACUUCCAGGCAGAAGUGGACCUGGCCGUCAUGGAGAGGCUCACUGCCGCGCUGCGCCUGGCCACCAUGCCCACAGAGCGGUCCCCAGAGCGGCCCGCAGGCCUGAUGACAGAGCCCCCAACGGCUGCCGCUGAGCAGCGGAUGGUGGUGGGGCUCUCGGCGCCCCGCGCCACCCUUCUGCUGCGCUUCCCCAUCGCUGACCUACGACCCCAGCGGGACCCCUGGGCUGGCCGGGCCGUGCGGACGGAGCAGCUGCGGCUGGAGCUGAGUGAGCCCCAGUUCCGGUCAGAGCUUAGCAGUGGGCCUGGCCCCCCGGUCCCCACCCGCCUGGAGCUUACCUGUUCCAACCUGCAUGGCGCCUACGAAGACGGGGAGAAGCCACCGGUCCCCUGCCUGCGCGUCUCCAAAGCCCUCGACCCCAAGGCCCAUGGGCGCAAGUGCUUCCUGCCCCAGGUAGUGGUCACGCUGAACCCCCCUCCUGGCCUCCCGCCGUGGGAGGGGGUGCUGGACAAGGCUGUGGAGCUGGAGGUGUCCUCCACCGAGAGCCCCUGUGAGCUACGGGAGCCCGAGCCCUCGCCCUUCUCCUCCAGGAGGACCAUGUACGAGACCGAGGAGAUGGUGAUCCCUGGAGACCCCGAGGAGAUGAGAGCCUUCCAGAACCGGACCCUGGCGCUGUCCCGCUGCAGCCUGGAAGUCAGCCUGCCCAGUGCCCACAUCUUCCUGCCCAGCAAGGAGCUCUAUGAGAAUAUCUACAAUAGGAUCAACAACGACCUGCUCAUGUGGGAGCCUGCAGACCUUCUCCCUACACCCGGCCCCACCGGCCCUCCCCCCGGCUUCCCCAACCCCUUCAGGAUGUGCAAGUCGGCCUUUAAGCUGGACUCAGACUCUGAAGACGAGGACACCCGCUACUUCUCAGUGGGCGCGUCAAGCGUGCCCCCCACCCGAGAGCCCCCGAACCCCCACUCCCAGAGUGCCUUCUCUGUCCAGGUGACAGUGCUGAGGGGUCGGGUCACCGCCCUCUGUGAGAGCAAGGGCGAGGGAGGGCAGCGGCUGGAGGCCCAGCACGGGGAGCUGGUACUGGACGUGGAGCACAGCACCCUCUUCAGCGUCUCCCAGCACCGCGGCCAGCCAGGGCUCGGCUACUUCUGCCUGGAAGCCGAGACAGCCACCCUCUACCACCGAGGGGCUGUGGAUGACUACCCGCUGCCCACUUCCCUGGAGGUGCCCAGCUUCACGCCGCCGGCCCAGCUGAGCCCGACCAUCUACCCCUCGGAGGCAGGGGUAGCUGAGCGGGGUGCCUCCAGCCAGAAGGGCCAGGGCCGGCCACCCCCCAUGCUGUCCACUGCAGUGCGCAUUCACCUGGACCCACACAAGAACGUCAAGGAGUUCCUAGUGACAAUGCGCCUGCAUAGAGCCACCCUGCGUCACUGCAUGGCCCUGCCCGAGCAGAGCUGGCAUUCCCAGCUGCUAGACUUCUUAGACGUGCUGGACGAGCCUGUGCUGGGCUACCUGCCCCCCACGGUCAUCACGGUCCUCCACACGCACCUGUUCUCCUGCGCCGUGGACUACAGGCCCCUUUACCUCCCUGUGCGUGUCCUGAUCACCGCCGAGACCUUCACUCUCUCCAGCAACAUCAUCAUGGACACCUCCACCUUCCUGCUCAGGUUCAUCCUCGACGACUCUGCCUUGUACCUGUCCGACAAGUGUGAGGUGGAGACCCUGGACCUUCGGCGAGAUUACGUCUGCGUCUUGGACGUUGACCUCCUGGAGCUCGUCAUCAAAACCUGGAAGGGGAGUGCCGAGGGCAAAUUGAGCCAGCCGCUGUUCGAGCUGCGCUGCUCCAACAACGUGGUGCAUGUCCACAGCUGCGCCGACUCCUGCGCGCUGCUGGUCAACCUGCUCCAGUACGUACUGAGCGCGGGAGACCUGCACCCCCCACCCCGGCCCCCCAGCCCCACGGAGAUCGCCGGCCAGAAGGUACAGCUCUCCGAGAGCCCCGCCUCCCUGCCCUCCUGCCCACCACCCCUGGAGACAGCCCUGAUCAACCAGCGGGACCUGACCGAUGCCCUCCUCGACACAGGCCGCAGCCUGCGGGAGCUGGCCCAGCCCUCAGGUGGCUCCCUCCCUCAGGCCUCCCCCGUAUCCGUCUACCUGUUCCCAGGCGAACGCAGCGGGGCCCAGCCCCCAUCGCCAUCUGCCACAGCCCCCGCCUGCGACCACCGGCCGGAGAACAAGGAGGAGGACAAGGAAGAGGCCGACGGAGACACCCUGGACAGUGACGAGUUCUGCAUCCUUGAUGCCCCUGGCCUGGGCAUCCUCCCCCGGGAUGGGGAGCCCGUGGUCACUCAGCUGCUCCCAGGGCCCAUCGUUGUGCAGGACGGGCACUUCUCACGGCCUCUGGGCAGCACGGACCUGCUGCGGGCACCCGCCCACUUCCCGGUACCCAGUAGCCGCCUGGUGCUCCGAGAGAUCUCCCUGGUCUGGCACCUCUACGGCGGACGGGACUUCGGCCCCCACCCCAGUCACAGGGCCAAAGGGGCCUCCCCUUCCCGCUGCUCCGGCCCCAACAGGCCCCAGAACUCCUGGCGCACCAAGGGGGGCAGUGGGCGGCAGCACCAUGUCCUCAUGGAGAUCCAGCUCAGCAAGGUGAGCUUCCAGCACGAGGUGUACCCCGAAGAGCCCUCGGCCCCCGUGCUGGGGCUAGAGGAGCAGCCCCUGUCGCGCCAGGUGUUCAUCGUGCAGGAGCUGGAGGUGCGCGACCGCCUGGCCUCCUCGCAGAUCAACAAGUUUCUGUACCUGCACACGAGCGAGCGCAUGCCACGGCGCUCCCACUCCAACAUGCUCACCAUCAAAGCGCUGCACGUGGCCCCCACGGCCAGCCUGCGGACCCCGGAGUGCUGCCUCCGCGUCUCGCUGAUGCCGCUGCGGCUCAACGUCGAUCAGGACGCCAUCUUCUUCCUCAAAGACUUCUUCACCAGCCUGGCGGCGGCCAUCAACCCCAUGCUCCCAACCACCCGGGGGGCCGCCUCCUUCGGCUCCUCCACCGCCUCGGCCGCCUUGGAGCUCAGCAACCGCCUGGUGCAGGCCAUCCAGGCCACAGCGGAGACGGUAUAUGACAUCCUGUCCCCCGCCGUGCCCGUCUCCCGCUCCCUGCAGGACAAGCGCUCCUCCUCCAGAAGACGCAGGGGCCAGCAGCCCGCCGACCUCCGAGAGGGGGUGGCCAAGGCCUACGACACGGUUCGAGAGGGCAUCCUGGACACGGCUCAGACCAUCUGUGACGUCGCGUCCCGGGGCCACGAGCAGAAGGGGCUGACGGGCGCCGUGGGCGGCGUGAUCCGCCAGCUGCCCCCCACCGUAGUGAAACCACUCAUCCUGGCCACCGAGGCCACGUCCAACCUGCUGGGGGGCAUGAGGAACCAGAUCCUCCCGGACGCCCACAAGGACCACACGCUCAAGUGGCGCUCCGAGGACGCACAGGACUGAGCGCCAGGCCCCAGCGGCCUCUGCCUGCCACCCCCGGGGAGCCACCAGCCCUGCCCCUCGGGGCUGCUGCCAGGACACCCGCCUCCCCGCCUUGGGGCCCCGGCCCUAUCUCUGCACUUUUCUUUGGGAUGUGGGGAGCAAGGACACAGCCCUCACCCUCACCUCGGACCUCGGACCCUGACUCCCCUGCACAGCCAAGCAUCGUUCUGUGACUUCGGGGGGAGGUCGGGGACGGACACCGUGGGGUUCGGUCCUCCCCGCGGGGUGGGUCACCGUGUCUGCAUGAAGUGGAAUAAACUGUGCCCACUGCCA
Echinops telfairi (small Madagascar hedgehog) is the source of this 5574-nucleotide messenger RNA. It is a transcript of the gene ATG2A, whose product is annotated as autophagy related 2A. Gene Ontology annotation, cellular component: extrinsic component of membrane; phagophore assembly site. The transcript is spliced from 37 exons. Gene Ontology annotation, biological process: piecemeal microautophagy of the nucleus; autophagosome assembly; reticulophagy. Bases 34 to 5262 code for a protein of 1742 amino acids. The record is from RefSeq and is a predicted model, not a curated record. Gene Ontology annotation, molecular function: phosphatidylinositol-3-phosphate binding. NCBI's taxonomy places the organism in Eukaryota, Metazoa, Chordata, Mammalia, Afrosoricida, Tenrecidae.